UUUGAGCUUCAUCAGUCAGCGGCGGUCACAGCCAUGGUAGAGGGGAAACCAUAUCGGUACGGGCUGAUAGUGGCGGGUCUGUGCGUGGCGGCAGUCGGCCUCUUCAUCAUGACUCAGGAGCGACCACACAUCUAUGCCACAAUAUGCGUCCUGGGUGUCGGCAUGGUGUGUGUCGGGACUGUGUGGAGCCUCUGCCAGUGCUAUCCCAAGGUCAUUUUCGCUCCUGAGAUUCAGGAGAAAAGUCUAGAGGAUCUAGUGUGUACUACAGCUCAAGCAAAAGAUGAAAGGCCUGCUGAGGCUCUGCCAGGUUUCUGUGGCCAAAAGUGGAGUAGCAGCAGACUUCUUCCCGAAGCCCUGAAGAGCCAGUGUCACAGCUGUCCCACGCUGCACCUGGUCUGAGGGAGGGACGCCAUCAUCAGAGGACUCGGCCCAAUCAACACACUCCACCACACUGCUCUCAGGACAGGGAAAAGAUCCUCUAAUUUUUCUGGUCUUUUACUAAAUGACAGCAGCCACCACACAUGGUGCUGUUUGAAUGUGUUUUUAUGGAAGUGACUGAUAAUGUAAUACUUCACUUUGUGUCAGUGUUAAGUUAAUAAAGCUGAAUGUGUAUUGUGU
Messenger RNA from Morone saxatilis (striped sea-bass), 618 nucleotides. It is a transcript of the gene bsnd, whose product is annotated as barttin CLCNK type accessory subunit beta. The record is from RefSeq and is a predicted model, not a curated record. NCBI's taxonomy places the organism in Eukaryota, Metazoa, Chordata, Actinopteri, Moronidae. Bases 34 to 399 code for a protein of 121 amino acids. Gene Ontology annotation, biological process: chloride transport. Gene Ontology annotation, molecular function: chloride channel regulator activity. Gene Ontology annotation, cellular component: basolateral plasma membrane. The transcript has 3 exons.